ACUGCGACAGCUGAUUUCGCUGACACAGAACAACAAAAUAAAGCAGCAGCAGCAUCUUGGAGAGUUUAUUCAGUUUAAAUAAAACUGAAUAAAAGAAAAUCCAACAAUGAAAAAUCACGUCGAAGAAGAUGUGGAUAUUUUCCGUGACACUCCUGUUAGAUAUUUGGGUUACACUAACGAAGUUGGAGAAGCUUUCAGAAGCAUAGCUCCGGUGUCCAUAGUAAAGUUGAGUUAUGUAAUAGCGAGUGGCUAUGUACUGGCUGAUACGAUUCACAAAGGAAUUCAAGUUUACAAGAAAGAUACGAGCGAUGGUAGAAACAAACGAAUUGUGCUCUCGACAACAGAUACUUUGCUGUGGCAAAGUUUUGCAUCGGUCAUUGUGCCGGGCUUAACGAUUAACAGAAUUUGUGCUACUGUCCGUUUCAUGCAACGAAACGCUAAAACUUCAUCAAUGAAAAGUCCAUGGCUCUCAAUAAUGGUUGGACUCGUCUCCAUUCCAUUUAUCAUUCACCCUAUCGACAAAGCUGUUGAGGAAACUAUGAAUUUAACGUUCAGAGAAUGGAUCGGUUAUCAUCCCAAAGCUGAACCUUCGUUGAAUCAAGUUAAAUAAUUGAAACUGUUACAAGAACGCUCUUUGCUUCUUUGUACAUUAAAACGUGUUCUAGUACAAACGCUAAAUGUACGCAUUCCACGUGAUAUAUGACAGUGUCCUCAUGAGCGCAAAGUAUUAAUCGUAUAUUUACACGUAUAAUAUUGUUAGAAAUGUAUACACGCUAUACUUUUUUUGGCUCAAUAAAUAUUGUUAACGUUAUCGAAAACAUAAA
This is a messenger RNA of Venturia canescens, 824 nucleotides long. Its product is annotated as mitochondrial fission process protein 1. The record is from RefSeq and is a predicted model, not a curated record. Gene Ontology annotation, biological process: mitochondrial fission. Lineage: Eukaryota; Metazoa; Arthropoda; Insecta; Hymenoptera; Ichneumonidae. Gene Ontology annotation, cellular component: mitochondrion. The coding region runs from base 107 to 610 and encodes 167 amino acids. The transcript is spliced from 3 exons.